AUAUAUAUAUAUAUAUAUAUAUAUAUAAAAUGUUUAAAUACUCGUUAAUAUUAUGUGCAAUUAUCGUCUUAGUUGUGCUGCCAUUUCAAGACGUGAAUGCCUUCAAAGUGAUUGCUAUACAUCAAGGUCCGCCACCACCUAAACAUGGCCCCGCCGCUCCUGCCGUAGACCCAAAUGCUCUAUUGCAUGGUGUAUCUUCGGCAGUGUCCGGCAAAUUGCAACAAGUUCAAAGCUUAGUUGGCGGAUUGGUUCAACAAAAGCAAGCUUUACUUGGAAAUUUGGUGCAACAAAAGCAGGCGCUAUUGGGUGGUUUAUUGCAGCAGAAACGUUCGUUUGCUCAAAAUGCUUUAAAUUCAGUACAAAGUAUGGUGCCAGCUCAUAGGCCACAACCAGCUUUACCACCGCCACCAUUUGUAGUCUAUAAACAUGUUUAUUUAUUACGUCCGACUCCGCCUCCUUGUAAACCCGAUAAAAAUGGUGAUAAGGAUAAUGACGAUGAUGAUGAUGACGACGACGAUGAUGACGAUACUAAUAACAAGUCAACAACAGAUGCAACUUUAGCUACAACUACGGAUCCAAAUUAAAGUUCAAGUUACAUUAUAUUCAGCUUGCGUUGAAACUUUCAAUAUUCAACAUAAAUUUUAAUUAUAAACAAAUGCACUGAAUUGUCUAACAAAGAAAAUACGUACAUAUAUAUAUAUAAAUAAAUAAAGUUCGAUGAAAUUA
This is a messenger RNA of Glossina fuscipes, 726 nucleotides long. RefSeq lists its product as uncharacterized. The record is from RefSeq and is a predicted model, not a curated record. NCBI's taxonomy places the organism in Eukaryota, Metazoa, Arthropoda, Insecta, Diptera, Glossinidae. Bases 30 to 584 code for a protein of 184 amino acids. The transcript has 2 exons.